This is a messenger RNA of Symbiodinium sp. CCMP2456, 1945 nucleotides long. Lineage: Eukaryota; Dinophyceae; Suessiales; Symbiodiniaceae. The record is from the annotation of a GenBank genome assembly.
GCCUCGGCGGUCGCCUCUCACCGGGUCCAGGGGCUGGCGGCCAUACUCAGAUCCCAGCGAUGAGGUGGACCUGGAGUCAAGCGUGAGCGAGGACACGCUGGUUACUGUAAGAUCUGCACCGAUCCCCGAGCGACGGCCCAGCACCGAGCUUCGCCUGGCGGAGAUCGAAGGUCUCCAGAAGGCCCUGGCUUCCGAGGAGGGCCGGCACUGCCGGGAGCACUUCGCCGUGCGGCGGAGGCUGCAUCAGCUGCAGACAGCACAGGCUCGUGCGAACGAAGGUCAGAUCCCCGAAGCCUGGGGCUCUGGGCCGGUCUUGGAGGAGGCGCUGCGCACGCGGCGCUCCGACGGCGCCACGGUGGACGACCUGGAGCAGGUGAAGGCUGCUUUGGAAGAGCUCCGGCGGGGUGGGGAGGAAGAGCGACUCCACCGCAGUCAGCUGGAGGAGCGAGUCUUGCGGGAGAUCGAGGACCUCAAGUCCUUCUCGCCCUGCCCCUCCUCGCCGAGCCUUGCGACGCUGGAUCGCCACCCCACCAGGAGUCAGAGUCGACAGAAUCUUCUGGCAGAGGAGCGCGAGCGCAAGCGCUCUCAAGCCAACGAGGCACUUCAUGCCGAGGUGCUGGAGCUCAAUGAGACUCUGGCCGAACUCCGGGUGACGUGUGCUGACGAGCUCGAGGCGCAGCGCCUGGAAAAGCGGCAGGCCCUCUCCGAGCUCGCCCUGGCACAGGAGCAGCUCGUGCAAGCACCCUCCCGCGAGGAGGCUCUGAAGGCAGAGUUGGUGCAGGCGGAAGCCGAGCUUGGAAAGGCGCGGCACGCCGUGAAAGAGCAAGACGAAGCUCUGAGGGCCUUCUGGAGCCUCCAAAACGCCUACCAGCACGAGCUCGGGGAGGUGGAGAGGCAGAGGAAGCAGACCGCAUUCCUGCACGAGGAGCUCGCAGCCGAGCAAUCCCGGAACAUCCGCCACAGCGCCGAGGCCGACGCCGCCGGCGCGCUGAGGGCGGAGGUGGCCAACCUUUCCGGCUGCCUGCGACCCCUGGAGCAGACCGUUGCGGGCUUCGGCGACUGGGAGCAGACCUGCCGGCAGAGUCUGAAGGAUCUGCCGAAAUCCUUCCAGGACGAGGUAGAGUCUCUGAUGCCGGAUCGUGUUCACCCGCCGGCCAGCCUGGACGCGGAGAUCAGGCAGCACUCGGAGUGGUGCUCCGCCACGAUCCGGAAGCUCUCCAGCUUCGCUGCCUCGAUGCUCCAGGAGAACGCGAGGCUACGUCAGCGCCAUGUCGAGCAGACACAGCUCCCGCUGCCGGCGGUUCAGGCCGUUCUGGAGCCACCGGCCUCAGCGGACGAGGCUGGCGGUCGCAGCGUCAACGUGGCGCGGCGGCAGCUGAACAUGUGUUUGGAGGCCUUCAGCCGAGGCCGCGAUGAAGAGGCCGCCGCGGCUUUGGCGGCAGCCGAAGGCGCCAAGCUGGAGGACAAGCCCAAGGGCGAGGCACGGCUAAAAGCCAUCGAGAUGCGCUUGACGAAAGCCGAGGGGUCCAUGCGAACUGGGUCCAAGCAGUCGAUGCCGGCAGCAAAGAAGGAGCUUUCCCAGAGGAUCAUGGACGAGAAGAGAACAUUGGGUGUUCCAAAAGUGCGCAGCUCCAGCACCCCCGAGACUUGGGUGAUACACACAGAUGGUUUGGCAGUGUUGGGCAGCCCGAAUGCCUUUCUGAAAAUCUGGAAUUGGGGUGGGCAUUCGGGAGAAGCCACCAAGGACAGCUCCGUGGCCUCAGAGAGCUCUGCCGCUGCUUCUCAGGCAUCAGCUUCGCCGCACAAGGCCAGCAUAGGGGCUCUGCUCUUUGGAUCAGGCCUCCGCCUCGCCCCGCUCGCCGAAGCCCUCGCCGCGCUCGGCCGAGCCGGGAAAGCACCCGGCGACCUCCCAGUGCCGGCAGCGCAGCCCAAGGGGGCAGCUUGA